AUGACGAGGCCAACGGCUCGACUCAAGCUAGUGGUGGCUGGUCAAGGUGAAGGCGCGAUGGCCAUUUGGGGAAGGGUGUGGAGUUGGGUGGCUGGGCUGGCUACGAGGGGUGAUUUAGGGCGACCGGUGGGUGAGCUGAAUGAGGGAGAGUGGGGCGCAGUGUUUAAUGGUGGUUGGCGAGGGAUGAAGAUGGAAUGGCUAGGAAGUGGUGAUGUGCAGUGCCGAUCGCCCGUGGAAGGGAUCAAUCAUCAAUCCGAACUAUUUGAAAAUGGAUGUGUAGAUCGCCCGUGGAAAGGACUGAUCAUCAAUCCGAACUGCUUGAAAAUGGAUAUAUAA
This is a messenger RNA of Sphenostylis stenocarpa, 336 nucleotides long. NCBI's taxonomy places the organism in Eukaryota, Viridiplantae, Streptophyta, Magnoliopsida, Fabales, Fabaceae. The record is from the annotation of a GenBank genome assembly.